Molecule: messenger RNA, 2267 nt
Organism: Monodelphis domestica (gray short-tailed opossum)
Lineage: Eukaryota; Metazoa; Chordata; Mammalia; Didelphimorphia; Didelphidae
Gene: F2
Product: coagulation factor II, thrombin
Biological process (GO): positive regulation of blood coagulation; proteolysis; platelet activation
Cellular component (GO): extracellular region
Molecular function (GO): serine-type endopeptidase activity; calcium ion binding
Source: RefSeq, a predicted model, not a curated record
CCUCUGCUCUGUUCCUCUCUCUCCGGGCCAAGACAAGAGGCCAGCACGGUGGGCAUCGAUUCCAGGGCGACGUGCCCACGAGCACAGAGCAGAAGCGACCUGGGCAGCCAAACGUGGGGGCGGGAGGAGCGGCGGCUGUCCCCCUUAGCCCUGACCCAUGACCUCUGCCUGCUGAUUUCUUCAUGUUGGUUCAACAUUAACCCAGAGGGGCCAGAUCGGCCAGCCUGCGAUCCCUACGUCCACAGCUUCUCCGCAGGCACCAUGAUGGGUGUUCGGGGCCUGACCCUGCAUAGCUGCCUGAGCCUGGGAGUCUGGCUAUGUCUUGUCCACUGUGAGCACGUGUUCCUAGGCCAGCAGCAGGCACUGUCUGUGCUCCGGAGGACCCGGCGGGCCAACAAGGGCUUCCUGGAAGAAAUGCGAAAGGGAAAUCUGGAGAGGGAGUGCCUGGAGGAGGUGUGCAGCUAUGAGGAGGCCUUCGAGGCCCUGGAGUCAGCCCCAGUCACGGAUGCUUUCUGGACCAAGUACCAAAUUUGUGGAUCUCUGAGGCCCUCCAGAGACACUUUUGAUGCCUGCCUACAAGGGAUCUGCGCCGAGGGCAACGGGAUGAAUUACCGCGGAAACAUCUCCGUCACCAAGUCUGGGAUCGAGUGCCAGCUGUGGAGGAGCCGCUACCCGCACAAGCCAGAACUCAACUCCAGCACGCACCCCACGGCCGACCUACGGGAAAACUUCUGCCGGAAUCCAGAUGGCAGCUCCACCGGGCCCUGGUGCUACACCAGCACCCCUUCCGUGCGGCGAGAGGAGUGCAGCAUCCCGGUCUGCGGAGGGGACGGCUUCACCGCGCCGGUGACUACAGAAAGCCCCAGCCGGCUGGACCCGAGGAACUCGCAGCCCUGCGUCCCUGACAAGGGCCGGAAGUAUCAGGGAAGCCUGGCGGCCACCCUCUCGGGCAGCCCCUGCCUGCCCUGGGCCUCCGAGCUGCUGAAGCCGCUCCUCAAGGAGCAGAACUUCGACCCCUCCGUGUCCCUGGCAGAGAAUUACUGCCGAAACCCGGACGGGGACGAGGAAGGCCUCUGGUGCUACGUGGCUGGGAACCCCAUCAGAAUGGAGUAUUGCCAGGUCAACUACUGCGAAAUCCUUGAGGAGGAGGUGGACAGAGAGCCGGAGCCGGAGCCGGAGCCGGAGCCGGAGCCGGAGACCAUCGACGGCCGGAGCGCGGUGCAGGAGUACCAAGUGUUCUUCAAUGAGAAGACCUUCGGCGCCGGAGAAGCGGACUGCGGCAUUCGGCCCCUGUUCGAGAAGAUAGGCCAGAUGGACAACGAUGAGAAGCAUCUGCUGAACUCCUACUUGGGCGGGCGCAUCGUGCAUGGGCACAACGUGGAGCCGGGCACUGCCCCCUGGCAGGUGAUGCUUUUCCGGCAGAGACCUCAGGAAAUGCUGUGUGGAGCCAGCCUCAUCAGUGACCGCUGGGUCCUCACCGCUGCCCACUGCAUCUUCUACCCCCCCUGGGACAAGAACUACACGGUUCAGGACCUCCUAGUGCGCAUCGGCAAACACCAGCGUGCCAAGUAUGAACGGCCCAUUGAGAAGAUCGCCAAGCUGGAGAAAGUCAUCAUCCACCCCAAGUACAACUGGAAGGAGAAUCUGGACCGCGACAUCGCCCUGCUGAAGCUCAAGAAUCCCAUCACCUUCUCCGACUACAUCCACCCCAUCUGCUUGCCCUCCAAGGAGAUGGUGCAGAAGUUAUUCCUGUCUGGGCACAAAGGGAGGGUCACCGGCUGGGGCAACCUAAAGGAGACCUGGACCUCCACCAAAGAAAAUCUGCCCGAAAUCAUGCAGAAAAUCAGCCUCCCCAUCGUGGAGCAGAACUUGUGCCGGGCCUCCACCCGGAUCAAAAUCACAGACAAUAUGUUCUGUGCAGGGUACCCACCUAACGUUGAGGAACGAGGGGAUUCUUGUGAAGGGGACAGCGGGGGACCUUUUGUUAUGAAGAACCCUUUUGACAAACGCUGGUACCAGAUGGGGAUCGUGUCCUGGGGGGAAGGCUGCGACCGGGAUGGGAAAUACGGCUUCUACACGCAUGUUUUCCGUCUGAAGAAAUGGAUACAGAAAGCCAUAGACAAGUUUGGAGGUUAGGGGCCCCGGUGUGAGGCCCCCUCCCCAGAAAGGAGCAUGAACUGGAGAGCCCCCCACGACAGGGGAGGGUUUUGUGUUUGUUUUGUAUUUCUAAGAUAUCUAUUUCCCAAUAAACAUAUUUCCCUCUACAA